Molecule: messenger RNA, 372 nt
Organism: Triticum turgidum subsp. durum (durum wheat)
Lineage: Eukaryota; Viridiplantae; Streptophyta; Magnoliopsida; Poales; Poaceae
Source: the annotation of a GenBank genome assembly
AUGCUGCUGUUUGCAUCCGUGCUCAAGCCUAGACUCUAUCUAUUGUCAAUGGAGGCUGGUCCUAGAGGAGCUGCGGCAUGGGCACGACGCAGGGUCGUCGAGCUCGAGCCGUUGCUCCCUCCUCGUGCCCUCUUGGACAUGUCGAGCCCAGAUGUGUGGACGGUUGGUUUUGCUGAAGGAGUUAGGGUAAUCUUCCUCAGAACUCCGGCUGGGUUGUACGCAGUUGAGCUUAAUUCAGGCCGAGCCAACAAGAUGGGUGAAUUUAGCAUUGAAAAGGUCAUGCCCUACACGAGGUUCUGCAUUGGAGCAUGGGGCCGGUUGCCGGCCUCCGAUGAAGCGCGACACGCAGUUGCUGGUGUUACGUUGAUGUAA